Molecule: messenger RNA, 696 nt
Organism: Schistosoma margrebowiei
Lineage: Eukaryota; Metazoa; Platyhelminthes; Trematoda; Strigeidida; Schistosomatidae
Source: the annotation of a GenBank genome assembly
AUGACUGAUCUUACCAGUUCAAAGUCAGUAACCGAUUAUGGUUGUACCAAAUGCGCAGAUAAACUUCAUCGGUAUAUAUGUGAUCAUUCACUGCGUCUUUCUGAAGCACAAAAGUGGUUAUUACAAGAGACUAGCAAACAUCCACUGUCAUUUAUGCUUUUCUCCAGCAUAGAAAUGCAACUUCUAUCGAAUUUGUGUUAUGCGAUAAAUGCUAGAAAGACAAUUGAUAUUGGAGUUUAUACUGGAUAUAGUUCAUUGUCUGUGGCGGAAGUAUUGCCAUCAGAUGGACGUGUAGUAGCCUUGGACAUAACAGAUGAAUAUUUGAAAGACUAUUGUUUACCAGUAUGGAAGAAGGCAGGUGUAGAAUCGAAAAUUGACUUCCGACUCGGUCCAGCUGUUGAUACUCUACAAACUUUGAUUGAUAAUGGAGAGAGUGAAACAUUCGAUUUCGCCCUGAUCGAUGCUGAUAAAGAAAACUAUAGUAAUUAUUAUGAACUAUGUUUAAAACUAGUACGACCUCGUGGAAUCAUCGCCAUUGAUAAUGUUAUAUGGAGGCAACGUGUGCUCGACGAGAAUGAUAACAAUCCUGAAACUGUUGGUAUAAGAGAAAUGAAUGCUUUGAUAGCUAAAGAUAACUCUGUUCGAAUUUCUUUCUUAAGAACUGGAGAUGGACUGACAAUUGUUGUGAAGAAUUGA